CUCUAAAUCUAGACAAAAAAAAAAAAAGCAAUACAGACGUGUUGAACACCAAAUUCUUUUUUUUUCAAGAUUUUAGAAAAAUUAACAAAAUUCAUAAAUCGCUUAGUAUACGAAUUAGUUAUUGGUUUUUCUAAAAUUAAAAUUUUUUUUUUCUUAUAACAUACGCCCACAUAGAAGCGGAGAGAGAAAUAAAUACGUUUGGAAAAUGGCCCAUGCUACCAAGCAAGGUGCACAAAUGUUGCACGGUUUUAAACGUGUAACGCGUUUUGAUUCAGGAUUGGGCGCCCUCCUUCCCGAAGCUUAUAAGAAAUUCUGGAAGGAGUGGAAACAGACUCAACCGGCUGCCGUGCAUUACAUACCCAAAGAAGGUGAAUGGAGUCGCGAUGAAAUAACGGGCGAAAUUAAACCUAUCCAAAAUAUUCCUUUGCCUUUGAUUGAUCCACCUGAAAGCAAUACGGGAAUUUGGGGCGGUGAAGCGGUAAUUAAGGGCUUCCAGAAACGUCACAGAUUGAAGCGCCGUGUACCACAUUUUUGGGUGCCUGUCUUAAGGCGCUCAGUGGUACACAGUGAAGUUUUAAAUGAGUAUAUGGCUGUAAUCGUCACUAAUACUACUCUCGAAAAAAUACAUGAAUGCCGCGGUUUCGAUCAUUACUUGCUAAAGAAUCCUGCGUGCGAUUUACGCUCAACUUUGGCUUUAACGUUAAAACGUAAAAUUUUACUAGAGUUAUUAAACGGUUGCCCUAUUCGAGCUGAUAACGUGGAGGAACAACGACGUUUACUCAAGGAAUAUAAAUGUUAUUUGGAGGGUUACACUGCCGAAGAGAUAGAAUGGUACGGCUAUACCUAUCAGGAAGCUUUAAAGAAACUACAAGAACAGAUACGUAACGAGAACCCAGUGAAGCCUCAUAAAUAUGAGUUUCGAAUGCAAUUAAUUGAGCAACUAAAAAAGGCUGGUCUGCGCGAGAAUGACUCUAGCGAAAAGAUUGCAAAAACUUCGGUGGAAACAGAUGCUGACUUACAGGCCUUAAGUAAACUGGAAUCUUCUUCGGGUUCUGGGUCCAACUGGUUGUCAAAAAUUAAUCCUUUUGGAAAAAAACAGGAAACUUAAUGUUUAUUAAGGCAAGCCUUGUUAACCAUCGCCUUGUCACACUGCAAGAAGACGCCGCAAAAAACCAGGCAGUUUAGUUUUCAAUUUUCCUUUUCAUCAACCGCAGGAGUUACCACAAAUAUACACGUAGCACUUUUGGUGUGGCUGUGGCUACAAUACUUUUCUGCAUCAACUAUUUUUCUCUGGCGACGCCUUUGACGAGGACUACUUUUUUUAAACAUUUUAAAAUUAAAUCGUAAAAGAAGUGUGAAAGGGAAAAAUUCUUGAAGUACGUCUUAAGCAGCCAAACAAAAAUUCUGUGUAAUGGUAAUAAAUACAUAUUUCUCUUCAAACUCUUUAAGAAAAUCA
Molecule: messenger RNA, 1456 nt
Organism: Glossina fuscipes
Lineage: Eukaryota; Metazoa; Arthropoda; Insecta; Diptera; Glossinidae
Gene: mRpL28
Product: 39S ribosomal protein L28, mitochondrial
Exons: 5
Coding region: 206-1108 (300 amino acids)
Cellular component (GO): mitochondrial large ribosomal subunit
Molecular function (GO): structural constituent of ribosome
Source: RefSeq, a predicted model, not a curated record